Messenger RNA from Suillus paluster, 1215 nucleotides. RefSeq lists its product as uncharacterized. NCBI's taxonomy places the organism in Eukaryota, Fungi, Basidiomycota, Agaricomycetes, Boletales, Suillaceae. The record is from RefSeq and is a predicted model, not a curated record. The transcript is spliced from 9 exons. Bases 1 to 1215 code for a protein of 404 amino acids.
AUGAUAUUUGAUAACACGAUUUGCAGGGCUGUUUCAAAACAUCGACAAGACAAAUGGACCCAUACUCAGCACAACCAUCACGCUAAUGCUGCUUGGACACAGCAGAUACCUGCUCUUGUUGAAGCAUAUCUAUGCUGGAGACAUGGACCCGAAAAUCAUCGUCACGGUGCUGAUGAACCCAGUCACCAUACUUUCAGUGUGAGCAGAGUUUUGUGCGCCCUUCAUAAUCAAUCAGAUGAACCGAAACUUGUCCCUCGAAGAUUGCACAGCAUGGACGGGAAUCACUCAGCAAAGCGGAUUGAUGGCUCUGGAUCCAUGGACCCCUCUGCCAGGUCGGUCGAAGAAAACAAGGUUUUGGUGUUCGAACAAACUGGUAUUUUUAUCAUGGCUUGCCGGCAUGGGUUCGUGGAGUGCAUUACUGAAAUGAAGCGUAGCGGAGAACUCGCAAAAUAUGGCCUUGCUGCUAUCAACCACAUGCUUGAUGUCUGCGGGAAAGACCAGGGGCUGGGUUCUAACAGUGCCUGUGGGAUCAUUCGACAUGCGUCAUAUUUUCACUGGGUUCAAUAUCUAGAUCUGCAUUUUGAUCAAUGGGACAAAGACAAAUAUCUUGAGUUGAGUAAUUUCUUACGCAAUAACUAUGCCCAAGCGCUUCACAUGAUAGAGGAGUACACUCCUUUGCUUGAUGAGUUCAAGAUGCACAAAUCUCUUACUGAUGACGCAUUCUUUCAAUGGAGGGAAGAGGAAUCUGAAUUCCUUGCAAACCUUGCCCUUGAACCUCCGUCAGACGCCAUUGCGGUAGCAUAUGUUGAAGAGCUCGAAAAGCUCCAGCGUGCAGAAGCCACAUAUGGCAACAUGACCGGUGUCCCAUUCCUCAUGUACAUGCCAGCCAGUUUCACGUCAUCGUCAGGUCUCAAUUCCCAAGCUCAUCAGUCUUCAAAAAGUGCUGAAGCUGAGCUUCUUGCCGCAUUACGACGCCUUCGUUUACAAAUGAAUGUUGUUGAAGAUUUUGAAUGCCAGCAUGGAAUCGAUCAAUGCUGGGAAGUGUCAGACCCUCGUUAUCAUCAAGCACAUGAGUACUCAGGCCAACGGCACUUCGUGCGGGUGGUUGAAGAAUUAGAAGGCCUAGUGGUGCAAUGCAUGUUUGAGUUGUCGAAGGCGAAUCUCUCUGGCACAGGAUACAAGAUGCGCAAAUAUAUAUCUAAAGCUAUCACAUGA